CGAAUUGAGUCUGAGGAUUCUGAUGAAGGAUGUCUGAGGUCUGAUUCUGUGGUGUCUGUGGCUCUGACGUGUCUAGAGACAGAAGAGACUAGACAGGAGCCUGCGUGGGGGUUACAGGUCACACUUGGGAGUGGGUCGUGCUCCACUCUAUCCUGGGUCUGGAAGCAGGGGGCCAGGUCACCAUGGCACCCUGGAAGGUGGUCGUGGUAACUCUGUUCUACUGCGUGAUGGACGCGUGCACGGCUCAGCGGAGGAACAAAGCUCUCUUUCCGUCUGCGGUCCGAGUGAAGAGAGGGAUGGCAUCGAUGGUGAACCCAACCUUCCACAACUCCAUACAAGACGUCAACCUACUCUUUGAAAUCCUGCUGGCAGGCCUGCAGUUCGGGGGGGAGGCGGGCCCCUUUUCCCUGCCGGACGCCGAACUGGCCUCCCUGCGCCAGACCAGGAAGCUGGAGGUCAUCUGUGAGGACGUGAUCCCCAGGAAGCUGACCGAGGUGCGACGCCUGACCUCUGACCUCAGCAGUCACCUGGGCCACCUGAGACCAGAGGACUUCGAGCGCACAGUGCUGACCAUGGUGUACACUGCCCAACGAAUCUCCAAUUCCACCUCCGGCCACCAGAGGGAGGUGUGGGCAGAGUCUUUUGUCAGUUUGUUCCAAGCCAUCAAACAAGACCUCACUCCAGAAUAAGAACCUCUUGCCGGGGACCUGCAAACCACCGAAAUGACAGUUUGUCUGUGGAGGUGUUUGGCAUGUGGUUCUGGUGGACUCCUAGCCUAUGCCAGGGAAGAUUAGUCGGACUUGACUUCAGACUGUACAUCUGCCUUUUUGUGUGAGAUUUUGUACAUGACUAUGAUUUUUUUUUUUUAUCUGGACUUCCUGGUUUGAAUUUUAAAUGAUGUGUACAGAUUGUAGCAGUUGUAACCAGGAAAAACACUGUGGAGAUUUUUGGACAGGGCCGUUUUAACUAUACAGCCACCUUGAAUGAAACAAACAAUAUUAGUGCCAGGUAAACAUAUUACAGAUUCUAAUUGUUGAGCAGUUUAGUAUUGCUAUUGAUCUGCAUUUAUUUACAUUUAAUUUCCAUUUAUAUUGAUUAUUAGCACCAUGGCAAUGUUGUUUGACUUCAACAGGCACAUAUUGUGAACAUGUUCUUUGCAAACUUGAAAAUGUAUAUAUAAAGGAAUCAAUAUGUUUACAGUCUGUUAAUGUUUAAGAAAUAUAUCUCCUUUAAAAAACACAUUUCAGUAAAAUUCCUGUACAGUUUUU
Messenger RNA from Osmerus eperlanus (European smelt), 1268 nucleotides. RefSeq names its product protein FAM180A-like. NCBI's taxonomy places the organism in Eukaryota, Metazoa, Chordata, Actinopteri, Osmeriformes, Osmeridae. Bases 183 to 689 code for a protein of 168 amino acids. The record is from RefSeq and is a predicted model, not a curated record. The transcript is spliced from 3 exons.